Trichoderma atroviride IMI 206040 is the source of this 1053-nucleotide messenger RNA. RefSeq lists its product as uncharacterized. Gene Ontology annotation, molecular function: NADP binding; 2-dehydropantoate 2-reductase activity. The record is from RefSeq and is a predicted model, not a curated record. Gene Ontology annotation, cellular component: mitochondrion; cytoplasm. NCBI's taxonomy places the organism in Eukaryota, Fungi, Ascomycota, Sordariomycetes, Hypocreales, Hypocreaceae.
AUCUAACUUGCGAUUCCAUUGAGUCUCGAUAUGGCUAUUUGGGCAAGAAUACUCCCUCGUCGCCCUCAUAUAUCCAAACUCUACUCCCAAAACUUUGCCCCAACUAUCAGACCGAUGGCGGCUUACUCCACGCGGCCAUCAUGGCUUAAAUCCCUCUUAGACGACACCAGUCCUGCCCCCAAGCUCUACGCCUGGACCCCAUCCAAUUUAGACAGCAAUAUCGCUGGCAAUGCCAAUGCCAGUCGAUCCGUUUCCGAGGACUUGAAUGGCCGCAUUUUUGUCCUUGGUAUCGGCAAUCUAGGUCGUCUCUAUGCUAGCUGUCUAUCCAUGCACUCUCCUCGUCCUCCAAUCACCCUUGUUGUUCACAGAAAGGAGCUUUUGUCUCAAUGGAUCCAAGGUUCUGGAAUAGAGAUUAUGCGUCUGGGGCAAGUCUAUGGCGGAAAGGAUGAGUUCCAAAUCGAGUGGUGGACCGAAGAGGCUCCUUCUCACGGCCCCGUCAGAGAGGUUGCUGAUGCGAAUAAGAUUCGCAACCUUCUCGUUAUAACCAAAGCUGCUGCUGCUAUGCCCGAGACGGAUAGACUUAGACGAUAUCUUGAUGGCAGCAGCAGCGUGGUCUUUGUCCAAAAUGGCAUGUCGAAGCUGUGGCCGCCACAUGGGCAAGAAUACAUGUCCAAACGGUACCCAAACGGUGACGGGCCUAAUGUUUUGGCUUGCGUCACGAACCAUGGCGUCUACUCAGAAGGGCCAUUCAAAAGCGUUCAUGCGUCACCAGCCGACUCUGCUAUUGGACCUGUUUUGCUGAAUGAGAAUACCCGGCAGACCGCACCUAGUGUGGCAUAUCUCACAGAAGCGAUUACAACAGCUCCGGCCCUCAACGGAAGAUCUAUAUCAAGAGCCGACCUCUGGAUCUCACAACUUCAAAAAUUGGUUGUAAAUGCUUCUAUCAAUCCGCUCACUGCCAUUCUCCGUUGUAAAAACGGCGGCCUCUUUGAGAAGCCUGAUGGUGUUAUCGCCCAAGUCUUGGACCGUCUUCUACAAGAAGCCAGUGCUGUG